Messenger RNA from Beta vulgaris subsp. vulgaris (sugar beet), 1530 nucleotides. RefSeq names its product ethylene-responsive transcription factor ERF061. The transcript has a single exon. Gene Ontology annotation, biological process: regulation of DNA-templated transcription. Gene Ontology annotation, molecular function: DNA binding; DNA-binding transcription factor activity. The record is from RefSeq and is a predicted model, not a curated record. Bases 319 to 1332 code for a protein of 337 amino acids. Lineage: Eukaryota; Viridiplantae; Streptophyta; Magnoliopsida; Caryophyllales; Amaranthaceae.
CAGAAGCUUUUACACUUAUUUCUAUCUUUUUCUCUCUAGGCCAAAAAAAUCUUCUAUGAUCUAAUAACUAAAUCUCUAAAAAAAAUCCAGCAAGAAUCAAAAUCUUCAUCUUAAAAUCUAGUGUUCCUCAUUUUUUGGUGGGAUCACUGAUUUUUUUCCUCUUUUUUUGGAUCCUCUGUUCUUCAAAUUUUCAGGAAAAGGGACCAAUUUUUUUUUGAAGUACCCUGAUUCCAGAACAUUUUACUACAGAUUCCUCAAUUUUUUUCAAAGUUUUUGGUGAAAAAACCACUCAGAAACUUGCAUUUUUCUAGAAAAACCAUGGAAGAUAACAGCUUUUUAUGUUCAUCAUUCACAACACCAAUUGACAUAAAAGAUUCAGUAUCAGCACUUAUCUUAACAGCAGGUGCUAAUAACACCAAUACUUUGGACUCAAUCUUCUCUUAUUGUCCACCUUCAAACCCCAUCACUAAUAGCAAUGAUCCUUUAAUUGAGUCACUAGGGUCCUCAGUUUACCUCAAACAAAGGGACUUACUUCAAAAAUUCUGGCUCAAUAACUUGUCCAAAAACAAGAUUCAUGGCUCUUCAUCCUUGAGCUCUCAGUUGCUCGAAAGUUCGAGUUUCCGUGUCAAUUCACAAAUCAACAAUCCAGGAAAGAAGAAGCUUUAUAGAGGAGUUAGACAGAGGCAUUGGGGUAAGUGGGUAGCUGAAAUUAGACUACCUCAGAACAGAAUGAGGGUAUGGUUAGGAACAUAUGAAACAGCAGAAACUGCUGCUUAUGCUUAUGAUCGUGCUGCUUAUAAGCUCAGAGGAGAGUAUGCUCGUCUUAAUUUCCCAAACUUAAAGGAUACAACAAAACUUGGGUUUGGUGAUUCUGCAAGGAUGAAUGCAGUGAAAUCUGCUGUUGAUUCAAAAAUCCAAGCCAUUUGUCAGAAAUUGAAGAGGGAAAGAGCUAACAGAAUUGCAAAAAAGAAACCAAAAGAAACAGAUACAAGUCACAGUGGUGGUGUUGAUGGUGUUGGUGGUCGCGGCAAUGAUGGGAAUAGUAAUACUCAUAGUGGUGAUAGCAACUUGAAAGAGAAUGAUAGUUUGAUGAAGGAUUCAUAUUCUUCAUCAUCUUCAUCAUUUUGUUCAACAAUGGUAAAUGACAGUGGGAUGGUUUCACCAAGCAUUUCUGAAGAAGGUUGGUGGAGUAAUGGGAAUGGAACUUCACCUUCUUCUGAUUCAAUGACUAGUUAUCCUAUGAUGGCAGAUGACUUUGGUUUUAAUGAUUGUUCUUUAGAAAAGAUGCCAUCGUUUGACCCAGAAUUAAUCUGGGAAGUUCUUGCUAAUUAGGACAGAGUUUGAUAUAUAUAUAUAUAUAUUGACAGAGGUUUAAAAGCUAUGUAAUAUAUAGAUUAAGUAGUUUUAUUCUAUAUUUUGGUUAGUGUGUUUAGAGAGGCUCUAGAGCAUGUUACAUGUCCCUAUGUAUGUUUGACAAACAAUAAAUGUUUGGAUGGUGAAGGAGUAGAGUACUAGCCGUAUAUUCUUGUC